Messenger RNA from Ilex paraguariensis (yerba mate), 1092 nucleotides. NCBI's taxonomy places the organism in Eukaryota, Viridiplantae, Streptophyta, Magnoliopsida, Aquifoliales, Aquifoliaceae. The record is from the annotation of a GenBank genome assembly.
UAAGGAUUAAGUAAUCCAAGUAUCCAACCACCAUUCCAGAAACACAUCAUUCUACAGCGUACCCGCCGCUAACCCCAAUAUGAAUAUUCUGAGACCCGUAAGUUCCCCAACCAAACAACAAUUACGGAAAUAAUUCGAAAUUCUUCCACGGCUUUCCCACCGUCUUUCUUGCGUCCCCUCGUUCCAUAUGUAUACCUCUCCUUACCCAUUAUUCAAAUUCAUUAUAGUCCGUUCUGAAAUUUCUAUCUUCUUGUUCUUUCUCACUCUCAAUCGAUCAUAAUCGAGAAGCUAUUUCAAUUUCAAUUGCAAUUUUAAUUUCACUCUUGUUCUUCAUUCUCCGCUCCAUCAGAACAAGAACCAGAGAUGUCUUCCGAAUCUACACCGCCCUCUCAAGAAGCGCGCAGAACACGAAUCGUACUCGUCCCUUUGAUUUUAGGAUUCGCCACCGCUGCUCCAUCACAAGACCACCGUCAACAACAACAACAACGAGCAGGCCAAAACACCGUCGCUCAAGAAAAUAUUAUGUUUAUAAGCCCGUCGACAAACUUGACUACGAUGAUCAACGGUCUUGGAGAAUUCUUGGAACCGUUAUUUCAUGAUUUGGCAAAUAAGGAUGGUCCUUUGCCAGCGUCGAAGGCUUCGAUAGAGGCGAUGCCGGUGGUGAAGAUGAUGGAAGAAGGGGCAGAGUGUACAAUAUGUUUGACGGAGUAUGAGGUCGGUGGGGAGGCUAAAGAGAUGCCGUGUAAGCAUAGGUAUCAUUCGGGUUGUAUUGAGAAGUGGUUGGGGAUCCACGGGUCGUGCCCGGUUUGCAGGUAUGAGAUGCCUGUGGAGAGUAACACGAAAGGCGGUGAUGUUGAUGAGGAGGGUAGGAGAAGCGUGGGAGAUAUUGAAGUUCAUAUGUACUUCGAGCAUUUUGGAACUAGGGAGGACACGCAUUCAGAUUCAAAUUCGGGUCAGAGAAGUGAGUCGGGUGAUAGUAUGGAGGUUGACAACUAUUGAUAUUUGAUAGUGUUUUAUUUUCUUUAAUGAUAUUUAUUUUCCCAUUUGCUGUUUUGGAAGAUUAAUUGUUUUGCUUGUUAGUUAAUGACGUUU